UAGAAAUAAUGAGGCAAAUAAAAGAAAAAACAGAGAAAGAAGCAGAGAUAAAAACGCCCGAUUCAAUAGAAAGAGAACCUGAAAGAGAUUGGGUACAAGACGUAUCAUUUCCUCCUCCAUCACAUUCAUUUUUCUUUUCCUUUGAAGAGAAUUUAGAUUUGAGAGAAGCACUCAACCAAACCAAUCCAAAAACCAGAGAAAACAAAGAGACUAUUAAGAAACAUGCACAC
Racocetra fulgida is the source of this 230-nucleotide messenger RNA. The record is from the annotation of a GenBank genome assembly. NCBI's taxonomy places the organism in Eukaryota, Fungi, Glomeromycota, Glomeromycetes, Diversisporales, Gigasporaceae.